AUGGAGAGGGGUCUUUGGACCAAUUAUAAGAACGAAAAUAUUUUAAUAUACGAAUACACGCCUAACAAAAGUUUAGAUUGUUUCCUCUCCAAUCCUGACAAAAGAGAAUUACUAAGUUGGACAACGCAUGAAUGUUAUAAAAGGAGCGACUCAAAGACUAGUGUAUCUCCACGAAUAUUCAAGGUUGAAGGUGAUACAUCACAUUUGAAAGCCUACAACAUCUUGCUUGAUCACAACUUGAAUCCAAAAAUAUCAGAUUUUGGAUUGGCAAUAAUAUUUGGGUACAACAAUCUGAAGCAGAAACCAAUAAAAUCGUCGGAACAUAGUAAGUUAACAAUAUUGGUCAAUAACCAAGCAAAUGUUAAACAAUUCACAGGUAUCACCGGAAGUAUAUUUGUUUAUCACAUCGAUGGCUACAUGUCUCCUAAUCCGAGUGGCGAGAAAAAUUAUAGCAGUUGUCCCUCAGAACGCCAGCUAAAUCUUAUAUCCCAUGCAUGGGAACUUUGGAAAGAAGGAAGAGUUGUAGAACUAAUGGAUUCGAGACUGGAUAAUCCAAGCCCAAAGGAAGAAAUCAUGAGACGUAUCUCGGUGUUGGAUGUUGCUCUGAAAAUGGCCACUAAUACAACAUCAUUCGGAGUUGCGAGAGAACCAAUAAGGGUUCAGGGUCAAAAUGAACCAAGUCAUGAGAACCAUGAACGGUUUAGGGAAGAUAUUGUAUGA
Molecule: messenger RNA, 720 nt
Organism: Olea europaea var. sylvestris
Lineage: Eukaryota; Viridiplantae; Streptophyta; Magnoliopsida; Lamiales; Oleaceae
Product: cysteine-rich receptor-like protein kinase 10
Exons: 8
Coding region: 1-720 (239 amino acids)
Source: RefSeq, a predicted model, not a curated record